UGGAAUUUGGGGGCGCCGAGGGAGCCCCGGGACCCCCUUCGGCAGCGCGGGAUGGGUGACAGCGACCGCGGAUUGCGCAUUCCCAGCCCCAGGGAGGCUGCGAGGAAGAGGAAGAUGCCCCGGGACACUGAGGCAGAGCAGGAGCUGAGCAUGGAGAGCAGGGAGGACAAAUGCCCACGGCAGAACCUGGUGGAAGAGGCCGUUUUGAGCGGCUCCAUGGUGCAGGAAGCCAACGGGGAGGAAAAGCCCUGGAGAUGCCGCACGAGGAGGGGCUGCAAACGCAGCUGGCGGGGAUCUGAGGGGGAAAGAGCCAGCCUGGGCCAGGAAGGCGGCCGGAGAUGGAGCCAGAGCUUGGAGCUGGUGCUCCAUGAGCAGCUCCAUGAUGGGGAGAAGCCCGACACGUGUGGGGAGUGUGGGAAGAGCUUCAGGUGGAAUUGCGACCUGAUCAGGCACCAGAGGAUCCACACUGGGGAGAAGCCCUACGAGUGUGGGGAGUGUGGGAAGAGCUUCAGCGUGAGCUCCAGCCUGAUCAGGCACCAGAGGAUCCACACUGGGGAGAAGCCCUACGAGUGUGGGGAGUGUGGGAAGAGCUUCAGCGUGAGCUCCAGCCUGAUCAUGCACCAGAGGAUCCACACUGGAGAGAAGCCCUACGAGUGUGGGGAGUGUGGGAAGAGCUUCAGAGAGAGCUCCAACCUGAUCGUGCACCAGAGGACCCACACUGGAGAAAGGCCAUACAAGUGUUCCGAGUGUGGGAUGUGCUUCAGCCAGAGGUUCAACCUGAUCAAGCACCAGAGGACCCACACUGGGGAGAGGCCCCAUGAGUGUUCCAAGUGUGGGAAGAGGUUUCCGACCAGCUCCGAUCUCCUCCGGCACUAUCAGAGUCACAGAGAGGAGAGGCCCUUCCAAUGCCCCGACUGCGGGAAGGGAUUCAAGUGCAACUCCACCCUCAUCAAGCACCAGCGCAUCCACACUGGGGAGCGGCCCUGUGAGUGCGAUAAAUGCAGGAAAAGGUUUCUGACCAGCUCCCAUUUGCCCUAG
Zonotrichia leucophrys gambelii is the source of this 1038-nucleotide messenger RNA. Its product is annotated as zinc finger protein 239-like. The transcript is spliced from 3 exons. Lineage: Eukaryota; Metazoa; Chordata; Aves; Passeriformes; Passerellidae. Gene Ontology annotation, biological process: regulation of transcription by RNA polymerase II. Bases 52 to 1038 code for a protein of 328 amino acids. Gene Ontology annotation, molecular function: RNA polymerase II cis-regulatory region sequence-specific DNA binding; DNA-binding transcription factor activity, RNA polymerase II-specific. The record is from RefSeq and is a predicted model, not a curated record.